GUCGCCGUCGUCGUUGUGAGGCUCGCAAAGCGCGACAGCAUUAUUACGAAACCGCCAAACGGCCGAGACGACACCAUACGAGACCGGUAAAAGCGCGCUGACGGCAGCUGCAUAGCGCUCACGCGACCGGAAACAGGCCGAAUCUCGCAGUUUCCAUGGCGUCGUCGGUGAAUUUUUGGGCGCUCCAAAUAGGGUUUUAGCGAUUUGAAAGAACGAACCAAAUGCAAUCGGAGCGCCCUUUUUCGACUACCCGAACAAGAUGGCUACCUGUGGAGCGCUCCUAAACAAGCACCUGAAGAUUGAAUUAGUCUAACGGUCGACGCUCGUGCUUUAACCUUCAUAUAGCGUACGACUGCAAAUAUCUUCCGUUUCUGACACCUUAAUUGUUUCGCUGAGGACGGAUGCCCUGAGGCCAUUAUACUUUCUAACAAUUCACUCCACAAAUUCUUUGCACCUUUCGUCGUUGGAUUGAACAUGGCUAUAUAGAUGGCCACAACGUCGCCGUUAUCACUGAGAUCGGCAGCUCGGCAAGACGUGCGAUAAGAAAAAAAAAAGAAAAAAAAAGGGGUGGGGGGUGGAUGAAAUGGCACAUCACAAAAUUCGGGCCCCGAAGCACCGCGAGGCAGUGUGAGAGCCAUCGGCACUCGGCGUCACCUUGUGGUUUUCGAUCAGAUCGAACACUGCUUAGUGGUCUGACGAGAAACGGUAUACUUGGCAUGUUGUAUAGUCGGUGGCAGGCCAGCGAGACGUUAUCAAUGUUAGCGCCGCCUCAUCCUUGUGGCGGUUUAUACGCUGGAAUUGUUCGCUGCAGCCCUUCAUGUUUCUCGGCGUAUUAAUACGAUGCUUCAGGACGGAGAAGUGGUAGCCUCCAAGUCGAACAUACUCCAGGCGGAGCAACCGAAGCAGAAGCUUCCACGCGGCAAUGAACUGUCCUGGAAUCCGACGCCCGUUCUGGUCGAAAUAUCCCCCGCGUCACAGCCCGAGCAGUUGGUUGGCGUGUGCGAAGCCGCCAACAACAACGAUCGCAACUGCCUCCAACCUGCGCUGCUGGCGAGCAUCGCGGCGCUCAUGCUGACCCUUAUUGGGGCCGCCUAUUACGUCCGGGUGGUGUCCUCGGCCCCGUGCUCGUCGCCGGCCUGCCAGCGACACCGCGCGCUACUGGACGCCAACCUGAACGCGUCGGUGCCGCCCUGCCGGGACUUCUACGCAUAUGUCUGCGGUCGCUGGGAGGCGGCGCAUGACCUGUCUGUCAGGGACACCAUCUACAAAGAAUUCAUGACCAACGUGGCCACUAUGGCGAAUAGGACGACAACUCCCCAACAAGGGCAGACCGCGGUGCAGAAAGCUGCCAGGCUGUAUCAGUCUUGCGCGCACGUCCACACGCAAGACUACAACCACGUGAGCGAGGCACGGUCGGUGAUGGAAAACUGCGGCGUGCGCUGGCCUGAGCUGACCAACACCUCGCGCCUUCUCCGCAUCUUCUUCUCCAUGGCUUGGACCUGGAGCUGGGCAAGCGUCCUGCAGUUCAUCAUGCGGAGUAACGGGAGCGUCAUAAUGAGGCCGUCACCUUUCUUUUGGUCCGUACUAUCGGGAAGGCAGCGCUUGCUCGAGAAGAGUGCCGGCGAAGAUCACUACCGGAUAUACUUCGACAGCAUGGUUGCCGCAUUCGGCAGCGCCGGGACAAGAGCGUAUUCCUACAGACAACUCAGAGUGCUAGAAGACAAGGUGGUGCCUGCCCUGAAGGCAGCGCUCACGACACCGAACUGGACCAUACUGGAGGACAGCAGCCUGAACGCGAUGGUGAACAAGACCCAGAACCCUUUCCAGAGUUCUGAAUGGGACAGCAGCAUGCGGUCUAGCUUCAACUUCUCCGAAGGCUCGGUCUUAUUAGUGAGCGUUGAGAACGUCGAUUUCUUCAAUAGCUUCUUCGCGCUAGUCAAGAGCGAGAGCGAAAGCGUCAUGGCCUAUUACGUCGGCUGGGUGGUCGCGCAGGCUCUCUCACUGCUGACCAGUUCGGAAAUCGUCACGAAGUACUUUGUGAGCGACGAUGCCUUAGCGAACAGGGAGCACGCGCUGUUCUGCGCAGACAUCGCCCACGUGUACAUGGGCUUGGCUUUCUACGUGGGCCACCUGAGCCGCGAAGUCACAAAGCGCGUGAUGGAUGACGUCCAGACCAUAGAAACAACCGUGCAGACGGCACUUCGCAGACACCUCGGCUCGUCGCCUUGGUUCACCGCCAUUCCCGAGUCUAUGUUGAAAGAAGCGGCGCUGGUCAGCUCUCUGCGACUACUGGAGACUCCAAACGCCACGACGUUGGACGAUUUGUAUCGUCUCUUUCCAGACAUGGGCGACAACGUGUUCGACAACGUCCGUCUCGCUGCCGUGGCUCGCCGGCUGACCGUAGCAGACACAUCUAUGACGGAAUUAGUGAGCGGCGGAAGGGCACGCUUCUGCUCCUACCCCGCCCACGGUCAGUUUGAACUCCUGCCCGCAGUCUUAGAGAAGCCGUUCUACGAGCUAGGAGACGUGGCGGCCGUCAAGUACGCGACGUUGGGCGGCGAAGUGGCCGACGCCUUCUCUUCGGCCGCGUUCACAGGAACGGCCGACAGGAAGCUCCAGCUUGCAUUCACGCUCAAGUCGGCCUGCUUUUUCGGGAGCCAGGUGCUGUUGCGUCACCUCGAGCCGGAGCAUAUCGAGCUCGUGCGAAGGGUGACUUCGCUCCGUCUGAUCUUGGGCGCCCUGGCGGAAGCUACCGAGGGACGCCUGCAGACCGCCAGGCUUGCCGGCUACGAGGACUGGACGGACGUCGAGCUGCUUCUGGUCUUCUGGUGCUUCAUUCAGUGUGGUGGUCUCAAUGGCCGCCGAAAGUGCAACGGGCCGCUUACCAUCGUAGACGAGUUUGCGCGCGCCUUUGGCUGCAAACCAGGCGACCCUAUGUACAGUGGACGUAAUUGCUCCAUUGCGUGGUAAGCGCACAACGGGAGGAAUAAUGACGAGGGCGAAGGCGAGAUGGCACGAGCUGUGCUGUACAUAAUAUCUGGAAUUCAGCGAAUUAUGAAGAAUCGAAAUUUUGAAAAUGGCAUCAAAGACGUGCGUCGCAGAGGAGUAAAUGAUCUGGAAAGAUUGCUUGCGACCGCCGGUCCGGCAAUUUUCUGCGACGUGCUUUUCUUUUCGUGUGGUGGUUUUGUUUUUCAAAUUUGAUUAUGUAACUCAACACGUGAGUCCGCCAAUGUGAUGUACUUUGUUUCGACAGGCGGCGGUUCCAAUUACCUGCCGUUCGCGACGAGGGAGCCAAGGGCAAUUGCAAGAUAAACACUGAAUCGCAGCUGAUAGAGGUACUUGCCUACGGACGCAAAGUAUAUAUAAGCGAAUGAACUUACCAUUGAUGAACUUUGGUUGCCUAGAUUAUUCGCAAUUUAGAUUCUCGUCUGCCAAUUAGAAAGCAAUAUUGUAUUGAACUGCUAUUUGCUCUUUCUUUCUUCUGAGUAAUCAUGUUCGAAUCAAUUGUAUGUCAUUUCGUCUGGCUCUGUCGUUAUGUUCUUUGAUCAUUGCGCUUCACUAUUUGACAUUCGUUUUCAAGGCGCAAGAAUGCGAUUGACCUGAUCGCUUCAAUAAAUCACUAUGCGCGCUUGUUUUGA
Dermacentor andersoni is the source of this 3638-nucleotide messenger RNA. RefSeq lists its product as uncharacterized. Gene Ontology annotation, molecular function: metalloendopeptidase activity. Gene Ontology annotation, biological process: protein processing. Gene Ontology annotation, cellular component: plasma membrane. The record is from RefSeq and is a predicted model, not a curated record. NCBI's taxonomy places the organism in Eukaryota, Metazoa, Arthropoda, Arachnida, Ixodida, Ixodidae.